GGAUUGGAAAUUCCUUUGUUUUGGAAAAUUUUCAUUCUUAAAUAUUUAUGCUUUUGCAGUGUGUGCCUUGAGAAAGUUUCAUGGCUUCAAAAAGGAUCAACAAGGAGUUGAAGGACCUGCAGAGACCUCCUGCCUCGUGCAGCGCUGGUAUUAUUGGAUUUUGUUUUGGCUGCCCAGUGGCUGAUGACAUGUUCCACUGGCAAGAACAAUCGGGUCCAUCAGAUAGCCAUUUUCAGGGUGUCUUUCUUGUAUCCAUUCACUUCCCACCAGAUUAUCCAUUCAAGCCACCCAAAGUUGCCUUCCGUACCAAGGUUUUCCACCCUAACAUCAACAGCAAUGGUAGCAUCUGUCUUGACAUUCUCAGGCAGUGGAGCCCAGCCUUGACAAUAUCCAAGGUUCUUCUUUCAAUUUGCUCACCUACUGAUCCAAACCCAGAUGAUCCUCUUGUGCCUGAGAUUGCCCAUAUGUACAAGACUGACAGAGCCAAAUAUGAGGAUACUGCUCGAUCCUGGACUCAGAAAUAUGCGAUGGGUUAG
This is a messenger RNA of Pistacia vera, 536 nucleotides long. Its product is annotated as ubiquitin-conjugating enzyme E2 28. NCBI's taxonomy places the organism in Eukaryota, Viridiplantae, Streptophyta, Magnoliopsida, Sapindales, Anacardiaceae. The record is from RefSeq and is a predicted model, not a curated record. Gene Ontology annotation, cellular component: nucleus. Gene Ontology annotation, molecular function: ubiquitin conjugating enzyme activity. Gene Ontology annotation, biological process: protein polyubiquitination.